Messenger RNA from Cannabis sativa, 822 nucleotides. RefSeq lists its product as uncharacterized. The record is from RefSeq and is a predicted model, not a curated record. Lineage: Eukaryota; Viridiplantae; Streptophyta; Magnoliopsida; Rosales; Cannabaceae. The transcript has 3 exons. Bases 1 to 822 code for a protein of 273 amino acids.
AUGGUGGGCCACUUUAUCAAAGAUUGUCCUCAGGCCAAGAAAGAAGAACCUAAGAAGAAUACUACUCAGAUCCCGGGACGAGUUUUUACCAUGACUCAGGCUGACACUGAUGCUAGUCCGUCAGUGGUGACAGGAGCUACUCACUCUUAUGUGUCGAGUAGAGUAAUUGAAAGUUUCCAUAAACCAUGUGAUAUUUAUGCUUCGGGGUUUGGUACCCUGCUACCUUCGGGAGACCUUAUAGUAUCCACUAGGUGGAUUCGGUCCUUGUCCUUCUGGAUUCACAGUUGUGAAUUAACCGCCAAUCUAAUAGAAUUGCAACUGUCUGAUUUUGAUAUAAUCUUGGGAAUGGAUUUUCUGUCUAAGUAUGGGGCAACGAUUAACUGCAAGCGGAAGAUGGUGGUGUUUGAGCCCAUUAGUGCUAACCCAGCUGUGUUUGUGGGUAAAGUUCAGGGGGUGCGCAUACCACGAAUAACACUUUUAAAAGCUAAGGACCUAAUGAGCAGAGGUUGUUUGGGAUUCAUAGUCAUUGUAGUGGAUACCAGCCAACCUGUGACAUCUGGACCUGAAAAUACAAGAUUGGUGUGCGAGUUCCUCGACAUUUUUCCAGAAGAUUUACCGGGAUUGCCACCUACCCGGGAGAUUGAAUUUGUUAUUGAGUGUGUUCCGGGAGCGGACCUAGUAUCAAAAGCACUGUAUCGAAUGGCUCCAUCGGAAUUGAAAGAAUUAAAGAUACAACUGCAAGAGUUAUUGAAUUUGGGAUUCAUUAGACCGAGCUACUUACCAUGGGGUGGUUCGAGGAAGAAGAAGGAAGAGGUCUCAUAG